This is a messenger RNA of Populus euphratica (Euphrates poplar), 1859 nucleotides long. Its product is annotated as E3 ubiquitin-protein ligase RLIM-like. The record is from RefSeq and is a predicted model, not a curated record. The coding region runs from base 346 to 1698 and encodes 450 amino acids. The transcript is spliced from 5 exons. NCBI's taxonomy places the organism in Eukaryota, Viridiplantae, Streptophyta, Magnoliopsida, Malpighiales, Salicaceae.
CGGGCCCGACUGAACCGAAGGUCGUCCAGGUUCUUCUCUUUUUUCACCUGCGGUGGCUCCUUUUCUUUUCGCACAGCUCGUCAUGAGAUGGUUCUGCAGUAUGGAUAAGGAGCAAUUCCUUAGUGUUGACAUAGGGUAUAAACAAAUCUAGGCAGUAGGCACUUCUCUCAUUCAAGGAGCAAGAUGUGGUGAGGUGGCAGUAUUGAUUUCCUGUUAUAUUUCUAGUCUUGAUCAAUGUGCAAUUUUUUUAAUGUUUGGUGAAGUCUAUUUAAGGAUGCUACUAUUCAAAUGGUGUGGCUACAUUUUACAGAAGAGACUGAUACGCAUGCCAUCCUUUUCCAAUAGAUGGAAGACUAUCCAGAUGAAAGUCUGGUAAAUUCUCUGGAACAGUGUGGCCCAUUCAUCAAUGAGGUACAGAAUUCUGCUGAGGAAUCAUCUGUGGUUUCUAGUAUGGUAACAGGGUCUAGUAGCUCAGAUACUGAAACUGGAGGAUCAUCUGGAAACAGUAUAACAGCCAGUGAGGGAACUUUUGUGAAUGAUGGUUAUAGAAAUCUUGACAUAAGCUGUCGAGGGAAAUGCCUAUCUGACAGCAAGGAGUUAGUUGGCCUGGAUCAGGUAAGUGAUAGUCAUAGUCGUGAUGAAUCGGGAAGGAAUAGAAGUAUUACUGAAGCUAGUACUUCAUUUAAAGAACAGCAAUCAUCAGAUCCUGUAUCUAUGAAUGUUUCAACUAACAUGGAUGCUGUCAAUGACAUUGACAAUUCAGAGAACAAGGGUUUUUCUCAGAUCUAUCCUGAUAUUAUACAUCCAAGCAGUUCAGAUCCUUCGAGGCUUGGAGAUUCACAUUCUAAUGAUGCUUCUUUUGACAAACAUAUGGGUGAAGUAACAGACAUACCUAAUUCCGAUUCUGAUUCUGUAACUCAUAGGCCUGAUGUUCGAGUAACCUUUCACCCAACUCAAGAUGAGUCUAUCCAAGAUUUGGUAGCUUCAGAUUUAGGAUUUCUUGUGCCCAAUAGGGAACAAGACCGGACAGACGGAACUGUACUCCAUGUCGAUGUUGUGAGUAUCUCUUCCAGCAUUUAUUCUAGCAGCACUUCAGAUACAAGCAAUCAUGAAGCCAGAAGGAAUAGCAGAAGACUGUUUUGGGAUGCAUUUUCAAGGCGCAGUUCUAGGAGGCAUGUUGAUUCUCCGACUACUGUUUUCUCGACAGAUAAUGAUGAUGAUGAUCUUGAAUCCCAUGACAGAUGGCUUCUUAAUUCCAGUGUUGAUUUUUUCAGCGAUGGGAUAGACAAUGAUUCUAGAUACUUGGGCAGGAGAAUUCACAGAUUGACUGAACGAAGACGACAGUCAAGAUCUGAGCUGCAGGUUUUGGAUGAAAUUCAUCGUCAGCCUGUGUCACUGUCUCUAUCCAUGAUGUCGCUCCCUGCCCCUGAAUCCAUAGUUGAUUCUUUCCCUCUUAAGAAUCACAAAAAAGUUGACAAAGUUGAGGGCAAUGAUGAGGAAGAACAGUGUUACAUUUGCCUGGCCGAGUACGAGGAAGGUGACAAAAUAAGGGUUCUUCCCUGCCACCAUGAAUAUCACAUGGCUUGUGUGGAUAAAUGGCUUAAAGAAAUACAUGGGGUGUGCCUACUUUGUCGAGGAGAUGUUCGUGAGGGUGCCAACGAGCCUUCAAUCCCAAAUCCGGAAAUUCCUUCCACUUGAUAUAAUAGCAUAUAUAAUUGUAUAUACAACCUUUUAUUACCUUAUAUAAAUUCCAUCUCUUGUAUUAUAUCCCCUGAAGUUUGAAUUCAACAGAUCUUACAGGUCGGUGACCUUUACUGUAAUUAAAUUUAAUUAUAAUAUUUAUUUUAUUUUAAAUUUAA